Messenger RNA from Puccinia graminis f. sp. tritici CRL 75-36-700-3, 1460 nucleotides. RefSeq lists its product as uncharacterized. Lineage: Eukaryota; Fungi; Basidiomycota; Pucciniomycetes; Pucciniales; Pucciniaceae. The record is from RefSeq and is a predicted model, not a curated record. Bases 1 to 1221 code for a protein of 406 amino acids. The transcript has 2 exons.
AUGCUUUUUCGAGAAGAAUUCCAAUCCCUCGCAAGGUUGGUCGGAAUCUUUGAAGAACCUGAUCAGCCGCAGACAUGCCAAGAUCGACUGGUUCAGGCUUUGAAAACCUUGGGAAGAAAGAGUAAACGGGAUCAUAAGCGAGCCCUCAAACGUUCGUUGCGGCGGGAGGCUAACUACAUUGACCGAUCGAAACUGAGGAACAACGUUCGUUGGAUGUUCAAGACAAAGCAUUUACCUCUCUUGCAUGAACAGAUCAAGCAGCUUUCGGUAUGCCUCGAUCCCACCAGCAUGCCUCUGGAUCCGAACCCCCGCUUUCAAGCCGGCCUUACAGUGUUAUCCGAAAUCAAUGACUCUGUGGACCAGAUCGUUGCUUCCAUCUCCCGGAUUUGGGAGUCGCCGAAACCAGAGGACUCGCAAGAAAACGUGGAGGACUUGACGGUGCUCAGAUGUCAUCGUAUGGGCUCAAAAUAUCUCAACAACGUCAUGAUCGGACUUUCUGGAAUACUGGAAUCAUACAGAGGAUGCUUUGCAGUUUUCACCAUCCGGGAAGAUGGCACGGUGAACAUCGGCAACAGCUACCGAACACCUCUCAUACCCUCCGACGUUGAUACCGAACUGUGCGGAAUUAAGAGAUUCAUUGAAUGGUUAGGUCGAUCGAACAUCUCUGUCUUGCAAGACGAAUGGCACUCGAUAAUCAUAGAAUAUGAAAGCCUAUUAUGCGACAUUAUGAUUUUCGUAAACUCGCCUGAAGUCGAGGACGAUCCUGAAGAAUUGAUGCUCAGAGAACAAGCUGAAGGCCUAAUCCCACUGGUCAAACUAUCUCGACUGUUCAUAAACAAACUCAGGCUUACGAAUAGCCAGCCUCGCUUGACCUCACACAUGGACUUUGGACACUUGGAAGCCUUGCGAUGCGUGGCCGAGACGAUGUCCUCCGAACUAUACGUUAUCUUCGACGCAUUAUAUGAGUCACGACCUCAUACGAAGAAACUGAUUGAUGCGAUGAUCGCCUUGGAUGCCGCUUUCAAGGAUAUUACGGCGAUUUUCAUUGACCAUUUUGAUUCGUUGGAUCCUAACUCAGACCCAGAAGCAUAUCAAUCUCAUCGUCGAUGGAUUCAACUUUGGCUUUCUCAGUUCAAUGUUGCCAUUGAGAAUUUCAUUUGGCUUUCGCAUGAUCACAUUAUCGAAGACAUCACCACCGGUUCAGAAUAUGAGGAUUACUAGAGUACAAUUCAAUAACUCCCAUACUCUAUAACGCCUUUUUUUUGUCGUAUUCUCUCCAGCUGUGGUAGUAGUCUCGCUCCUUGUUAUGUAUAUCCCAAACGAAAUGUGUUAUUUUCAUCCUUCAGCUUGGGCGUCUUGCUUUCUCCUGAAAGCUCACCUUCAUAAUGCUUUCUCCUGAAAGCCCACCUUCAUAACAAAGUAUCAAUGUGUUAAAAUCCGCCUACGGACCCAAGAAGCUU